Messenger RNA from Rana temporaria (common frog), 1350 nucleotides. Its product is annotated as serine/threonine-protein kinase SBK1-like. Lineage: Eukaryota; Metazoa; Chordata; Amphibia; Anura; Ranidae. The record is from RefSeq and is a predicted model, not a curated record. Gene Ontology annotation, molecular function: ATP binding; protein serine/threonine kinase activity. The transcript is spliced from 5 exons. Gene Ontology annotation, biological process: peptidyl-threonine phosphorylation; peptidyl-serine phosphorylation. The coding region runs from base 1 to 1350 and encodes 449 amino acids.
AUGGAAGACACUAUGGCCUCUGUUGCCCAUGACGUGGAAGCUCUUCUGGAUAGAAUGGUCUCUUUCUAUUCGCAGAGACUACGGCAGGUGGACAUACAGAAGUAUUUCCUCAUGGGGAAGGAGCUUGGAAAAGGUUCAUAUGGAAAAGUCUUCCUGACAAACGACAGGAAAACAGGACAAAGAAUGGCUUCGAAGUUCAUGGAUAGAAGCAGAAUCAGUCAGGAGUCUUUCCUCCGGGAGUUCAGCAUUUCAUCCUUUCUUUCGUCUCAUCCCAACAUCAUCGGAUGCUGUGACGCCAUCUUCAAAACCACUAACAACUUUGUGUUUACCCAAGAACUGGCUCCUGCUGGUGAUCUGUUCUCUCUGAUUAUACCAAAUUCAACUUCACAGUUUGAACCAUUCAGGCCAGGCCAUACCACAACCCCAAACGCGUUCUCUGAUCAGCCAACCAGAAUCUACUACAAAUCCCCCCGGCCCGUUACAAGAGCAAAGGAGAACGAAGAUUUGCAGUCCAAGGACCUCGACUGUGUGGGAAUUCCAGAAGACGCUGCAAAGAGAUGUGCUGUUCAGAUCUCCAGUGCCCUCAAAUUCAUAGCGAAAAAUGGACUUGUGCACAUGGAUCUGAAGCCAGAAAAUAUUUUGGUAUUUGAUAAGGAGUGUCAUUGCAUCAAGAUCACAGACUUUGGCCUUGCUAAGGUCAGAGGGACAGUAAUAAGAUCCAGGUGUGGCAGCCAAUCCUACAUGGCCCCAGAGAUGCGUAAUGUGACCGUUUCAGGUGGAUUGGUUGUAGAUGGCAGCCUCGAUGUUUGGGCAUUUGGUGUCAUCAUCUUCUGCUUACUUACAGGAAAGUUUCCAUGGCGGGUGGCCAUCCUUGAUGAUGGAGGCUACAAACGUUUUGUUGAAUGGCAAAACAAUUUCAAGAUGGCUAACCCUCCUAAAGCAUGGAAAAGGGUUCCACCUAAGAUACAACGGAUGUUUAAUGGUCUUUUGGCAAUUGAUUACUCCAAAAGAAGUCAAAGUACUGAAGUCCUUAAAUAUACAAAUGAAAGCUGGAAAGAAAAAACUGCGGAUUCAGCUACACGAGGAGAGGAAGAAGAUCCCAUUGAAACGGAUUCUACUGCACAAUCUGAGGACUCAUCAGUUUCCCACCAGAACACUUCACAGAGCUCCAGAGUUUCCAACACAUCUACUGUCAACUCCAUGUCUUCUUCUUCCGUUUCGACCACAAACACAUCUGGAUCUCAGUCUGAGAUGUCUCCAGAGGCACAGGAGGACAACAUGGAAGAGGCACUAAUUGUGUUUGAUGAUGAAUUUUCCCUACAUAUUGGUGCAGAGGUAGAUGUUGGGUAA